AUGACGACGCCAAAUAAAAGGAAGAAUUAUCCGCCAAUUCCAACGCCAAACAGGGCUAGAGAAUCUCAGCCUCCAACUCCUUCGCGUCGUACACCACGUGGUACGCGUAUUUUACCACCAACUCGCGCUCAACAAACUCCAAUUCGCGUUGAAUCAAACUUCAAUUCAACUUCCGAUCGUGAAACUCCGCGAAACUUACUAAGAAUGCUGACCAAAGCUCCCGGUGUACCAAAACCGUCACCACCAGUCGAAUUACCCGCACAAACUCAACAAACUCCAACUUCACGCCGUCAAUCAACAUCAUUUCGUCAUCCACCUCAAUCUGCUCAAUCCGCUCAAUCCUCACACACCCCUCAGCAAUCUUCUCCUAACAUUCCUCCAACUGUAAGGCGAUCCUCUGCAUACAGAGGUAUUAAGAGAACUUCUAUGCCACCACCGCCAACUCCUCACUCUCUAACUGACUCCCCUGCUUCAAUCGUCACUAUUGAAAGUCCUGUAAGCGUCAAUGAGUAUUGGCAACAACACCGCCCAAUCUCACGCUCACCAUCAAAUACCUCUGCUUUUGACGAUACAGAAGCUCCUGAAUUGGCUCGACGUGAACGUGCUCCAGCCGACUUCAGACUCAGUAUGGUCAAUAGAUCUAGUUUUGGUAUGGGUUUAGGCGCAGAUAUGAAAGAUGACUCUAUCCAGCUAAAUAGUGGUGAUAGCCUGAUGGAUGACCCAUCUUUACAUCUAGAUAACACUUCAACAAGAAAGUCUGCUCAAAUUGAUAAAAGCAGCUUCUUCUAUGGAGAUGAUAAAACUCUGGAAAUAGGUAAUGAGUCGAGCUUGGCUCAAAGACAGCCACCUGUUAUGCUGGAUGAGGUCGAUGGUGAUGACAUAUUGCUCGAUGAUAAUAAUGAAAAUGAGUUGACUGAGCAGAGGAGCAAUAGCACUCAAGAUGAUUUACUGACAAACAGCUCAAAGGAAUCCAUGAGAUCCAAUAGCAGAGAAGAGAGGAGAUCGUCCAUCGAAAGUGCACGGCUUUCGGAAUCUAGACCUCAUUCAACGGAAUAUGAUAGGGAUUCUACCGAAAAAAGCCUCAGUCAACACCCCUCUCAAAGCCCUCAUUCCGAUCAAUCCUUAGAAAGGCAAAAGGUAUCGCCUCAGAGCUCUCGCCCUAAUGAGAGUUUAUCUGACAAGAGUAACUCAAGUUUGCUCAGUAGCAGAAGUAGUAGAGGUAGUAAACGUCCUCGAGAGUCGGACGGGAGUGAAAAUGCUCCUAGUGCUCGCGAUAGAUUCUCACUUCUCAAUCAAAGUCCACAAAAUAGAGACACACAGGAGAGGUCUUCAAUUAUAAAUGAAAGUCCACACGAAAAAGAUAUUCAAGACAGAUCUUCAAUUCUGAAUGAAAGCCAGCGCGAAAGAAUGUCCCAAGAUAGAUCAUCAAUUUUUUAUCAAAGUCCACGUGAAAGAGACACUCAGGAUAGGUCUUCAGCGGCGAUAGAAGAUGAAAAAAACAAUCAGGAUAGCUCACCUGCUAUUGAAGAUGCACAAGAUGAAGAUCCCGAUCAAUUUGGGGAACCCAAACCAAUCGAGGGUGAGGUUCCUUUCGAGAAUGAGAUACCAGCCGAUAAUGAAAGCGAUCGUGGAAGGGGUGAUCAGGACAGAUCAUCAGUCAUGAAUCCUGGCGAGCAGCCAGAAGGCGAGGAUAUAGCCGAAGAGGAGCCUGUAGAAGACCUGGUCGAUAUGCUACCUACGAACGACAUGAUUGAUGCUGAGGUGGCUGAGGGCGGAGAAGAAGCAGACGAUGCAUGGGAGGAAGACGAAGUUAUGCAGCCGGGCGAAGAUCUACCAAAAGAUGACUGGAAUUUAGCCGAGCCAGAAGCCCAAGUUGAAGCUGAUGAUAAUAAUGUCGAGAAGCGUGGUAACGUUGCCGACGACUCUAUGGCUAUAAGGCCACGCUCCAAAUCUGUGGACGAUGAAGCUGAAGCUGACGAAGAAGAUCUAAUUCUUGACCCGCUCUUACGCAAGCAAAAGGAGGAUGAGAAUGAGGAAAACGGCGAAGAUCCUGACGUCACAAUCACACAAUCCAAUUUUAAGGGACAAAGAAACACCGGUAAAUCACGCAGCACAAACGCCAAGGCCAGGGGCGUCAGAAGGCGUUUACCUAACAUCACACAAACGCUGAUAAAGAAACACUUUGAAAGGUUCAUGAAUCAGAAUCGUUCAGGCCCAAAGCUAGCAAUUGAGAAGGGAACGGAGGAGGUGUUGAUGGAGCGGUGCAUGGAGUAUAUCGAGGCGUUGACGGAUGGAGCUGAGCAGAUGGGACGUCCGAAUCGCAUCACUGAGGGUGAUAUGAUGCAAGUAAUGAAAUUACAUGGAUUCAUCUCUGAUAAACAGCCAGUCCAAACGGUUGCACGACGCAUUCUGUCUACAGAAAUGUCAAUUGAAUACGACAAUUGGGCAAUGGAGUGGAGCAGUAGUCUGCGCUAUCAGGACAAAGAGGCGCCAGCGAAGAAGGGUAAAGGGGGUGCUAAACAGGGUAAGAAGUCAAAAAAAUUAAAGCGUAGAGCCGAAUAUGCUGAAGAAGUGGCGGAGGAAGAUGGCAAUGCAGAAUCCGGUGAAUAG
Messenger RNA from Wallemia ichthyophaga EXF-994, 2610 nucleotides. RefSeq lists its product as uncharacterized. The record is from RefSeq and is a predicted model, not a curated record. Gene Ontology annotation, molecular function: protein heterodimerization activity. Bases 1 to 2610 code for a protein of 869 amino acids. NCBI's taxonomy places the organism in Eukaryota, Fungi, Basidiomycota, Wallemiomycetes, Wallemiales, Wallemiaceae. The transcript is spliced from 3 exons.